AGCUGCAGGUGCCAGACCCAAACGCCCGCGUGUCGGCUCUCCAGGCCACGGCUCCCGGUCGGCAGCUAGCGCGGAAGCAGCCGGGUCAGGACCACUCGGAACCACCCAGGACCCCAGGGAAGUCCCCUGCGGACACCGCCACUCUCGCACGCUCCCUUCCGCUGCAGUCUUACGUCACUUUCGUGUCCAGGACCCUUCUCCAUGUGUGUGCUGCCCCCCGACCAAGGUGGCGUUGGAUGGUUUCAGACAGACCUUGGUGGCCCCGCCUGAGAUGAGGCUCGGUGAUGAAAGACCAGCAUCCCGAGCCUGCUGAGAAAGUCCACGGGGAACAGGACCCAACUUGCUCAAAAUGAGGGGAGCAUUAUGCUUUUAAGUAAGAGAAGAAGAAGGAUUCGACUGCCAGCUUAGAAGGGGUGGAGAACAGAUUGCUCAUCAGGAUGUUGGAGAGGUGGAAUCUUGUCUAGAAGAAGAGCUGAUUGAGACAGAUGGGUGUAACUCUGAAUAAGUGAAGACAGUUCAUAUCCUGGGAGGAAGAGAAGGCCGCUGGCUCCUGGCAGACUGAUCCACAGGCUUCAAAUCCCUUUUCACUAAGUGUGCAAACCGCCCAGAGGAGAAGAUGGACUGGAGCACUUUGCAGACUAUUCUGGGGGGUGUCAAUAAACACUCCACCAGUAUUGGGAAAAUCUGGCUCACCGUCCUCUUCAUUUUCCGCAUUAUGAUCCUUGUUGUAGCUGCGAAGGAAGUGUGGGGCGACGAGCAGGCUGACUUCAUCUGCAACACUCUGCAGCCUGGAUGCAAAAACGUGUGCUACGACCACUUUUUCCCUAUCUCCCACAUCCGGCUCUGGGCCCUGCAGCUCAUCUUCGUGUCCACGCCGGCCCUGCUGGUGGCCAUGCACGUGGCCUACCACAGACAUGAGAAGAAAAGGAAGUUCAUUAGGGGAGAGAUAAAGAGUGAAUAUAAAGACAUCGAGGAGAUCAAAAGCCAGAAGGUCCGUAUCGAAGGGUCACUGUGGUGGACCUACACCAGCAGCAUCUUCUUCCGAGUCGUCUUUGAAGCUGUCUUCAUGUAUGUGUUCUAUAUCAUGUAUGACGGGUUUGCCAUGCAGCGUCUGGUGAAGUGCAACGCGUGGCCUUGUCCCAACACAGUGGACUGCUUCGUUUCCAGGCCCACGGAGAAGACUGUCUUUACAGUGUUCAUGAUCGCAGUGUCUGGAAUUUGCAUACUGCUAAAUGUCACUGAGCUGUGUUAUUUGCUAAUCAGAUAUUGUUCUGGAAAGUCAAAAAAACCAGUUUAACACAUCACCCAGCUCUUAGAUAAAAGAUAGAACGCAUGAAAAGGAUGAGGCAACCUGCACUUAGCUGUCAAAGCAGAGUCACCAGUAUUUCCCAAGACCAAGAUUCUCACCUUAGACACAAUCAUUUAAAACUCCUGUAGCUCUCACAUGAAACACCAAAUGCUUCAGGUGGAGCCCUUCUCUUCAAAAGUGAACAAACAAAGGCUUGCGCCUGUGCCAUGAUGGUUUUAACUCAGAUCGGUGCCAAUGAAGCCCCGUGCUGGUAGCGGUUAUUGGUGCCUGGUAAUUCCAUGUUUUGAAGAAAGGAUAUCGGCAUUUGUUUCUCUUUCUUUGAGGAAAGGAGAUAAAUGCCAGGUUCUAAAGAGGACACCAAGAAUGUCUAGUUGCUCCUCUUAGGGUCCCCUUUGCCAUUUCCCCCCUAAUUAAAGGUAAACAUAGAGAAUCUUGGCUCUUUUAUUCACUUUGGAAGUUUUAGUCUCUAAUGAUGGACCAGAUCACCUAAUGCUUCAAACUCUGUUAUACUUUUGUUAAGUGAAUGCUUUUAAAAUAAGUUCUUUUGAUCUCCAAGACAUUCUAAAAACCAUUGUAUGUUCCUCCUAUUUCAAAGGCUCAGAUUGUGAUAUGCAAAUGGCCUGUAGUUUGAUACUGUCAUUGAAUUUAAAUACGGCCUCUCAGUUAUGAAUACUCCACAGGGCCCCUGUAGAAACUGCUGUAUGUAGCACACAAGCGCAUCACCACCUCUAUCCCGUGAGUAAGCUAGAAGUUCUUAGCCAAGGCUUCUGACAGCCAAUGGCCUCAUGUCACAACUUUGGGUGUAACUUUGCAGAAGUACAGACUGGCUUUGCCACCAACUGCCACCAACUACAGGCUGACUCGAGACACCCUGUGUCCCCUUUCAGCGAUUGCCUUUUCCAUGACUGUGGUAAAGGGUAGGAACACUGAUUUAAAGAGUUUGCUCGGGAAUAUUUUGUUGCCACAGUUCAAUUUAAUGAUGCAGAACAAAAGGGAGGGUGGUGUAGUUACUAUUUUUAAAGAACAGAUGGAAAGACUGGAUUCUAAAUUCUGUGAUUAAAAAUGAGUUUCAUCUACUUCAAAGUUUGUUUGUUUCUCUCUUCAGCUUCCCAUUUUUUUAAGUGCAAAUAGAAUUAAUAGACAUUUUUUAAAAAUAGAAACUAAGGUUUAGGUAAAUAUUUAGCAGUACUAUAGGACAAAUUGAACCCUAAUAUUAUCAUUAUGCCUGACAUGUUUCCCCAAAUUUGUUACUGGCAUACUUCAAUGGGGGUGGAUGUUUUUCUUUUGCCAAGAAUAGCAUUGUAAAAACAUUUUGUAACAAUAAAUAGCUUUAAUUACAUGCCUGUAACUAAAA
Molecule: messenger RNA, 2663 nt
Organism: Hipposideros armiger (great roundleaf bat)
Lineage: Eukaryota; Metazoa; Chordata; Mammalia; Chiroptera; Hipposideridae
Gene: GJB2
Product: gap junction protein beta 2
Exons: 3
Coding region: 617-1297 (226 amino acids)
Biological process (GO): cell-cell signaling; gap junction-mediated intercellular transport
Cellular component (GO): connexin complex
Molecular function (GO): gap junction channel activity
Source: RefSeq, a predicted model, not a curated record